Molecule: messenger RNA, 6572 nt
Organism: Oreochromis aureus
Lineage: Eukaryota; Metazoa; Chordata; Actinopteri; Cichliformes; Cichlidae
Gene: slc27a4
Product: solute carrier family 27 member 4
Exons: 14
Coding region: 619-2550 (643 amino acids)
Biological process (GO): response to nutrient; medium-chain fatty acid transport; long-chain fatty acid import into cell
Cellular component (GO): plasma membrane; microvillus; endoplasmic reticulum membrane
Molecular function (GO): long-chain fatty acid-CoA ligase activity; long-chain fatty acid transmembrane transporter activity
Source: RefSeq, a predicted model, not a curated record
CUCAGCCCAGAUCGAUCGGCGUGAUGUUCCGUUUGACGGACCGGCCCGUUUAUUAUUCGCCAGAAGAAAGAAGAGAGGAGCCCCAGCAGCGGCGGCUCGUCAUCUCCUUGUCAGGGAUAAACCCGCUGACGGAACACGGGGUGUCCGAUGUUUACAUUUGAGAUGGCCAUUUGCCCCCGACAAGCAAACCGUGCGAUUACACCAUAUGCCUCAUCUUCAUCUCCUGAAAGAAGCUGCUCAUGGUGUCACGCUGUCUGUCCGCUUCCUUUAAGCCGAUGCGCGCAAUACGCUGCGCAUCCUGUUUCCCUGGCGCGCCUGUUACCAUGAUAACCUACAUCAGUUUGGCGCUAUAGAUUUUGGCCAACGUCGUUGCAAUAAGAAAGGCCUCGUCUGAAAUACACAUGGCAUGGUUAGUGAGGUGUAACCUUGCCAACAGUGGGUUGAGACUUCCCCCUGUCGAUGCCACAGCCUCUACCGCAAUGCUACGCGCCUUGUUAAAUUUCCGGGUUCGGCAGUAACGAAUGAUGAAGCUCUUUUCUUACCGGGAAGUAGCCACCUCUCCCCUUAAUGCAUCUCUUUCCCUCGAUCACAUCAGGUCGAUCUGUUUGAGGUUCAGGGAUGAUGCGUCUAGCAUGCUGCACUGCCCUGCUUUUUGUGUUGAGACUGCUGGUGGGCUUGCCCUGGUACCAGGUUCUUCCAGCCAUCCUGAUCUUCUAUCUGGGAAGCGGAGGAUGGAACUUCUUGGAUAUCUUUGCCAAAACUGUUGGCAGAGACUUACAUGCAGCCAGUGUUUUACUGCGGGUGAAACUGAAUGUCAGGCGCCACCUCAGAGAGAAGAACACUAUUCCCAAGAUCUUCGCUGAAACAGUGCACCGUCAUGGGGACAAAACAGCGCUCAUCUUCGAGGGCACUGGGGAGAGAUGGACUUUCCGACAGUUGGAUGAAUACUCCAACAGAGUCGCUAACCUGCUACUGGAAAGAGGUUUUAAGGAAGGUGAUGUGGUGGCCCUUUUCAUGGAGAACAGAUCGCAGUACGUGGGUAUCUGGUUGGGCAUGGCUAAAAUUGGAGUAGAAGCGGCUCUCAUCAACUUCAAUUUAAGACUAGACGCUUUGGUCCACUGUGUCACCAUCUCCAAUGCCAAGGCUGUGAUCUUUGGUUCAGAGCUAACUGAUGCUGUGUCUGAGGUCCAUAGUUCAAUGGGGAAGGCAGUGCAGAUGUUUUGCUCUGGAGACUGGGAUCCCAAACGAGUCCCACAGGGAACAGAGUGCCUCGAGCCCCUGGUGGCCGGUGCCCCUUCUCAUCUACCCCCUCGGCCAGAUCGCAGCUUCAUAGAUCGCCUGUUCUACAUCUACACAUCAGGAACCACUGGGAUGCCUAAAGCAGCUAUUGUUGUGCACAGCAGGUACUAUCGCAUGGCAGCUUUGGUGUAUUAUGGCUUUAGGAUGACAUCAGACGAUGUAUUGUAUGAUUGCCUUCCACUUUACCACUCUGCAGGAAACAUUGUGGGAGUUGGCCAGUGCCUAAUACACGGCAUGACUGUAGUCAUCAGAAAGAAGUUCUCUGCCUCACGGUUCUGGGAUGACUGUGUCAAAUAUAACUGCACGAUUGUACAGUACAUUGGAGAAAUCUGCCGGUAUCUACUGAACCAGCCAGUUCGUGACACAGAGCGACAGCACCGUGUGCGCAUGGCACUGGGCAACGGCCUGCGUCAGUCCAUAUGGGAGGAAUUCAUGAACCGCUUCAACAUUCCACAGAUUGCAGAGUUUUAUGGUGCCACGGAGUGCAAUUGCAGUCUGGGCAACUUUGAUAACAAGAUGGGAGCGUGCGGCUUCAACAGUCAGAUUCUACCCUUCAUCUACCCCAUCAGACUGGUGAGGGUUGAUGAAGAGACCAUGGAGCUAAUUAGGGGACCUGAUGGUGUCUGUAUUCCUUGUAAACCUGGUGAGCCUGGACAGCUUGUUGGCAGAAUCAUUCAGAAUGACCCUCUACGUAGGUUUGACGGCUACGUCAGCCAAACAGCAACCAACAAGAAGAUUGCUCAUAGUGUAUUUAAGAAGGGAGAUAGUGCCUAUCUGUCAGGUGAUGUGCUGAUCAUGGAUAAGUAUGGCCACAUGUACUUCAAAGACCGGACAGGAGACACUUUCCGCUGGAAAGGAGAGAAUGUCUCAACAACCGAGGUGGAAGGAACUCUAAGCAGACUCCUAGAUAUGAAGGAUGUCGUUGUGUAUGGAGUGGAAGUACCAGGAGCGGAGGGAAAGGCUGGAAUGGCAGCCAUUGCCGAUCCGUCUCACUCCACUAACCUGGAGAAGUUUGUGAAAGACAUGGAGAAGGCUCUCCCUCCAUAUGCCAGACCUGUCUUCCUCCGCUUCCUCCCAGAGGUCAACAAGACAGGUACUUUUAAGUUUCAGAAGACGGAGUUGCGUCGGGACAGCUUUGAUCCCAGCGCAGUGUCAGACAGACUGUACUUCCUGGAUUCCAGCAAAGGGCGCUACGUGCAGCUGGACGAGGAGCUGUACCGCUCCAUUCUGUCAGGGAAAUGCAAAUUGUGAUGACCAGGCUGACCACUACAUCAACACACACACAUACUUGCGCACACAUACACACACACUUUCACACACAAAUACAGAAGACAGUAUGUGUGACCAGAUUAGAAGAUUUUGUCCCCUUAGUCACAAAAGUAAUACAUUACAAUAAAGAAGAGAAUAGCCAUAUACAGGCCAACACACACACGUAUUACCAAAACCACUUUGCUCUUUAACAUCCUUAAUAACAGACUGAUGCACGUCACGCUCAAAAACACACAGUCCACUCUGCCCGUCGCUCCUGAAUACUCCUAAGCAACUUCUCUCGCUACCUCAGCAAACAAAGAGAGAGGCACAAACCUAGAAAGCAGGUCUGCUUGGUGACUUGAAGCCACCCUUCAUGACCACGCACUCCCUUGCCCCACCAACAGAUCUCAUACACUCCCACCUGUCAACGCUGGUCCAUUAAACCACAGGUUAUUGCUGGCAUGAAGGAGGAACAAGAGGAGAGGAAUAGGCUGCCUAGCAUCCAGGAUGCAAAAACUUGACACUCCAGAUAAACACAGACUUAAAGGAUGCUGAUGAAGAACAUGGAUUAAGUACAUUAAAUGUGUGAGAUAACAGAGGGACCUACUUGGACCUAAACUAUCUCUCUGUUCAUUGUUCUGUUAGUGAGAUUGUUUUGUGACAGAUUGAAGCUACUGCUGUCGACUUAACCUGCACAAUUAGCCAGUAGUGACAAACCUGUGGGAUAGCUACAUACAUCCUCUGUUUCAGGUCAAAUGUAUCAAAGUAUUUCCUUUAACUCUCAGCUCUUUGUCUUUUCUUUUCCAUUCCUGUUGUAUUACAGUAAAUCCAAAGGCUUUCUUUCUUUCUUUGCUUUUUAAAGACCAACAUAUUUGACCUGUAACAGAAGUAAAAACAAAGUCCAGUGGCUGAAGGUGUAAAUAGGGCUCUAGCAAUUGCAGUACAACAAUUAUCCACAUCGGAAAUGAAGAAAAACAAAGCUUUUUAUUUAAAUGUCUGAGAUACACCAAAUAUAUUUAAGUUGUAGUUUCUACAUAUUUAAGAAAAUACAGACAUUAAUUUAUUUUGGUAAAGUCUUUCUGUUGUCUUUUUUCUGCUUUGUGUGUAUCCAAAUCUGUGCUUCAAUGGCUUGGGGAGUCCUCCUUAUAUCAGCUGCUAAAACACAAAGUCAUGUGAUCAGACUGAUUCAACCCUGGACUAAAUACAUGGAGCUAUUUCCAUAAACAGGACUUGUUCACAUACUGAGCAUGAGUCCAGUAUUGCUGUGUGGCUGUUUUGUGCAGGUUUUGUCCUGAAAGGUAGACUUUGCCUAUCUUAGGGUGUGUAUAUUCUUUUAAAUUAUAUAAAUUUGAGUGAAGUGGCAAAAGCACCUGAUCAGCGAGGAGUUCAUCUGGUGCUAAAAGGGAUGUUCUGCCAGUUUAGGGAACGCUGAACAAUCCAAAGAUUCAAAGGCGGAAGCAGGAACAUUUAAACUGGAAGGAGUGCAUCAACAUGGAGCAGUAGAAGAAGAGAAGACAACAUGCUUUGUCAUCAAUGUAAUUGUCUGUUUGCAGUAGAUGUUCUCAGAGGUUGUAGCAGCAUGAAUGAGCAUCAUCAACCACAAGCAGAGCACUGUGCCUUACUGUGAGUUCACCUCCCAGGUUCACAGGCCCUGGCCCACACGCUUCCUUUUGUUGGACUUCAUCUUUCACUCUCUGUUGGCGUCCGUCUUCCAUGAUCUAAUUUUGUGUCUCCGAAUUACCCGACGUACUAGUCAUGCAAAUCUGGCGCGGAUCACAGGAGCUCCGAAUAUUUUCCUGAAAAUUGUCUGAUAACUAUUCACGGCAGCCACUGGACUGGCAUCUUUAUCCUGCCAGGUGCAGGAAGGGUUUGUUUUUGUCACUGGGCAGGAGUCCAAUUUCCCAAGGCUGCUGUGAUAGCAAUUCCAAUGACCAGACUAUACUUUUUGUUUUUAAACUCUUCUGUUCUUUUAGUCCUAACUGUAACUUUAACUUGUCUUCUAACAGUUUUAUUUGCUUUGUAUUUCUUUCUUGGGUUGUCGUAUAGUAUGUUACCCGAGUUUCUGUUUGCUCAGCACUUUUAUUUUAAGCCUUUAUUGUACUUUCUGCCAACCGGCCCAUUCCUUUCCCUUCAUCUCUUCCCCGUUCUCCUCUUCCUCCAAUCCCAUCAGUUUCUCUCUGGUACUGCCACUCAUUUCCUGCUUUGUCUUAUUACUGAUUCAGACAUUUGUUCAAAACAGAAAAAGUAACUGAAUACAUCUCACAUAUUUCCUAAGUUCCUAAUUGCAACUUAAUGGUUUUAUUUAGUUGACUUUUAAGAUGGUUCAGGAGGUCUCAUAACAUGUUCCAAACAAAUGCUCAAAACCUUUUUCAAAUAUCGUUUACCAAAGUGUGUUGUUUGUAGUCUGCCAUUACCCUGUUUGUGUGUGUGUAUGUUUUUGUUUUUCUUCUUACAUUGCAACUGAUCACAUCCUAAGUUGCCUACAAUACAGCAAGUUAUCUUUUUUUUCAGCAGUUUGAUUAUGUUUAAACAUCUUUUCUUGGUUUAUACAUUGCACUGACUGACGCAGUUGACUUUGAUGGCUGCAGUCUGCUGACAGUGACUGUCAAAGUUGCUGUCAAGUGUGAUUUCCCUGUUUUGGGGGAAUAAAACAACAAAAACGAAGCGGUUCGACAGAGAUUUGUUGCUGCUUCCUCCGUCUCUCUCGUUAACUUGUAUUUAUUCUUUAAUGAUGAGUGUGAAAUGUUCUCAUGAAUGUCUGAAAAAGAAAGUAAGUGAGUGGUGAUGGUGAUCAUGUUCAGUAAAGUCUGAUUUGUAUAUCCAAAGGGAACUCGGUUUGGCUGUUAUGAUGCUUCUACCUGAGGGGUUGCAUUCGUCGACCCUGACCACCAGGGGGCGUGUGAUUAAACAGUCCCACAAAGAGCACUCUGAAGAGGAUGUUUCCAUUAUUCUUAAUGAGUUAAAUUAUUAUUUUUGAAGAACUGUUAAUUGAAGUUUGAUUGUUUUACUGCUACAUCUGUUUGCUUUUGUGUUGUUUGUGUGAAAUCAUAGCUUUUUUUUGUGGUUUUGGUAUAAAAAAGAGGAUUCAUGCAUUUUGAAAGACAAUCGAAUGGCUUUUUGUUUUUUCUCUUAGCAGGAUCUGCGUUUUUGUUUUGUUUGUUUCUUUUUCUUUCAGGGAAACACUGAUUUUAUGUGUCUACUCAGAGCUCUUUUUUUGUGAUGUCUGAGUGAAUAAAUAUUGAGUCAGAAACUACACUAUACAAACUAGGCAUGGUCAUGAUCACGCAUGAUAAUAAUUUGUUUAAGAAGUUUAAAACUGAUUCAAAUCUUUCAUUUAGCAUGUCAUUAAAAUGACUCUGAGGAACCAAGUUCCCAUACCAUCUGAAUACAUUUACAUUAUCGUUGUACGGUUUGGAUUUAACACGAGUCCCUAACACACUCACACAUGGAGAUUGGUGUGACCAUUCAGCUUCUCUCAUACUAAGAAAUCAACUGAAAACUUCUAAAAUGGUCAAAUUUAGUGAGGAAAGCCUCAAAGGCUUCAAGCUGUCACCAGUCUUCCCUGCUCAUAAUGAGAUCGGUCAAUGUAUGUCACUUAAAAUACAAGUGACGAGUCACCUCUUAAGGCACAGUGAAGUUUAACUGAGUGGUGAUCACGCAGCCUGGCUGUUUUAUGUAUAACACAUCUUUUUGUGUUGCACAUUUGUUGCACUUUUCUUUGUUCCUCCCUGUCGUGGUUCAAACAUGUCUGCCUACAUGUGUGGAAAAGGAUUUGGGGUUUUUUUUGUUUUGUUUUUGUAAUUCGUUAUAUACAAUUUUAUGGUCUGACUCCAUAGACAGCAGCUCUGAGCAGAGUGCGUAGAGGUCUGUGAGGUGUGCUGUAUGUGUGACACACUGAUGUCCCCUUGUCCACUGAAGGCUCAUUGUAUACAUCAUGCAUCUCAAGAAAAUGAGAUAAAAGCAGAGCUGAAAAUGGAAAAAUCAUCAUUAUUAAUAAAAAACAUUUAAACUCUUCACUUGGA